UGAAGUUUGGAGCGCUAGUUGCAAUAUGUGUGCUACACGGUCUGCAGUUCGUGAAUCUGAUUCAGACUCGAGGGAUUUCAGAAUUUUCAGUGUCAAGAGACUUUCAUACUUUAAGAUACCAUCGGAAUUUAGAGAGGGUAGAUGUCGUAGUGUUGCUGAAUUUGAAAAGCUAAACCGCAUAGGUGAAGGGACAUAUGGCAUUGUCUACCGUGCUCGUGAUACUGUAUCAAAAGAGGUGGUGGCUCUGAAGAAAGUUCGAAUGGAAAAUGUUCGAGAUGGUAUCCCUAUUAGCAGUUUGCGCGAAAUCACUUUGUUGCUAAGUAUAAAGCACCCGAAUGUUGUUCACUUGAGAGAAGUCGUUGUUGGGAGGAGCUUAGAUAGCAUCUUCCUUGUUAUGGAAUAUUGUGAACAGGAUAUGGCAAGUUUACUUGAUAACAUGCCUAAUCCUUUCACCGAGUCUCAGGUUAAGUGCAUCAUGCUUCAGAUUUUCAAAGGUCUGAGAUAUCUUCAUGAAAACUUUAUAAUCCACAGGGACUUAAAAGUCUCCAACCUGUUAAUGAAUGACAAAGGUCUUGUCAAAAUAGCGGACUUUGGACUGUCACGCCCUACUCAUUCCCACAAUCCCAUGACUCCUUGCGUUGUUACAUUAUGGUACCGAGCACCAGAAAUUUUACUUGGCGAUAAAAACCAAACCAAAGCUGUUGAUAUAUGGUCAGCUGGCUGUAUUAUGGGUGAGCUUUUAUUACACAAACCACUUCUUCCUGGGAAGACAGAGGUUCACCAAUUGGAGUUAAUUAUUGAUUUGCUGGGCACUCCGAAUGAUCAAAUUUGGCCGAAUCUUUCCAAAUUACCAGCAUUGGAAAAGAUAAAUCUGAAAAAGCAACCGUACAAUAAUUUGCGUCAUACUUUCCCAUGGUUAUCAGAUGCUGGUUUGCGUUUACUAAACUUUCUGUUCAUGUAUGACCCGUCUAAACGGGCUCGGGCUCGUGAGUGCUGUCAGAGUUCUUAUUUCCGUGAACAUCCUUUACCAUGCGAACCUGAUAUGAUGCCAUCUUUUCCUCAACAUCGAUUAAAGCGUAAGAAUUCUCCUGGUGAAUAUGAUACCAAAGGUGCUAAUCCAGCCCAAGAUCAAGCUGCUGGAUUAUUUGAUGCUGCCUUCGAUAGGAUUGUGAAGAAACGUCGAGCUUAAACAGAACCAACACUAUAAAUUUUAAGAAAUUUAUUUAUAUAAUACAUUUGUGCAUUUCUAA
Molecule: messenger RNA, 1250 nt
Organism: Schistosoma margrebowiei
Lineage: Eukaryota; Metazoa; Platyhelminthes; Trematoda; Strigeidida; Schistosomatidae
Source: the annotation of a GenBank genome assembly